Molecule: messenger RNA, 3594 nt
Organism: Plasmodium gonderi
Lineage: Eukaryota; Apicomplexa; Aconoidasida; Haemosporida; Plasmodiidae
Exons: 2
Coding region: 1-3594 (1197 amino acids)
Molecular function (GO): zinc ion binding
Source: RefSeq, a predicted model, not a curated record
AUGGAUAUAAUGAGAAAGGAAAAAGUGCAAAGGAAUAGGAUUGAGGAGAAGGAUGACAAUGAUGAUAGUGAUAACUUCCAAAGUGUAUACAAAAGAGUAGUAGUAAAGAACAGGAUUUUAAACGAAAAGACAAACAGCAAAAAUGCAUUUUUAGAGAUGUUAGAAAUAAGCAGAGUUAAUGAUUAUAAUAUAAUGAUGAAAUAUGAGUACAUACUAAAGCUGUGUUUUUUUAGUAGCAAUGUAAAUGUUUUAAAUGUAUACAGAUUGGUAAAGUCUGAAUAUGAAAAAGAAUUUGAUGAAGUAGCAGCUUAUUUGAGAAGCAAUAUUUUAAUUAGUAUAAUGGAUACGAAUCAAAUAAAUGAUAAGAGUGAACAUGUAGGUGAAUAUUUUAUAAAAAAUUAUGAACAGCUGAAAAAUUUCGAAUACAUAAUAGGGAAUACAGAUUAUCCAUUAGGAUUUGAAAAAAAUACUAAUGGGAUAUUUCGAGUGUACCUAUUUAAAAUAAUACCUAGUAGAACUCUCUUAUUAAAUGAAACUAAUUUGGAUUAUAUAAAAAAUGGCGAAAUUCCAAAUAAUUAUGAUUCCAUUGCAGUAGAUAGAGAAUUAUAUUAUGAACAAAUGGGUUCAUUGAAUCUAAAGCCAGGUGGAAAGGAAAAUGAAACAAUAAGAAGCGGUUACACCAAGGGUGGUAAUAAGAGCAAUAAUACAAAAACUGGCACAAAUUAUAGCUAUAUAUAUAAAGUAAAAUCUGCAGAACAAGUUCUACCUUUAUUACUAAUUGAAUUUGAAUUCAAAUGCUUACGAGUCGAUAUUAGUGUUCCUAUAUGUGAAUACUGCUACACUACUAAAGCUAUUUAUUAUUGUCAUAAUGAUAAAGUACAUUUAUGUGAUGUAUGUGAUAUAAAACAUCACGAAAAAAAUAGAAUUUUGAAAAAUCAUAAAAGAAUACAUAUAUCAGAAUCACCAUAUCAGUUUGGGAAAUGUGCGUAUCAUCCAAACGAAUUAGUGGAAAGUAUUUGUAUGAAAUGUUAUUGUAGCCUUUGUUCUAAUUGUCUCUUAAUAGGGAGCCAUUCAAGGAGUAAUUGUCGUAAUCAUCCCAUUGUUAAUAUAAAAGAUGCGUUUAUUUUAUCAAAUAAGAAAAAGUCAUUAAGUGAUAUAAAUUUAGAAAAUAGGAAGAUAAGAAUAUUGAAUUUGCUAAAAAAAAAACACAAAUUGUUAGCAGAGAUUUACUCUAAUUAUACUUCAUUACAAAAAAGAAUAGAUACAUUGUAUAAAUAUAUAAUUGAUGAAUUAAAAGUUUUAAAAAAAAAAAAAAUGCAAUUUUUAAUGGCAUUGAAAAGAGCGGUAUUGUCUCAAUUGUUAAUAAUCGAGUGGACAGAAGCUUUUUUUUUUCACACAAAAUUAUCAUUGAAUUUAUCCGAUUUCAUUUUAUAUCAAAAAAAACAUGAAUUGGUUAUUCAAUUUUUAAUGGCAAAUAAUUGGAAAGACCUGAAUUUGAUUAAACAUGCACCGUAUUGGUUAUUCCAAAAAAUUUUUGUCAAAUCGAAUUUAUGCAUAUAUGAAGAUAAUUUUUUUAAACUCAAUUUUAUCAGCCCAAAAGAUCUCGAAAGUGGAAUUCCCAAAAAUAAUUUAGUUAAAAAGGGAUGUAUUCUGAAAGCAAAUGAAAAUCGAUUAGAAGACAUGUACAAUUUUAACAAUGUUCUUAAUGAUAAGAAGGGAUACUUAGGGUUAUACGACGAAACAAAUUUUGAAGAAGAAUCACAGGAGGGGGGAGAGGAAGAGAAUGAAGAAGAAGAGAAAAAAAAAAACAAGAAUCAGACUAGUGUUAAAUACUCAGGGAUAGGUUCUAACGAUGUGGAUGAAUUAUCGAAAGAAAUACGAACGAAUCAGUGGAAAAACAUUUCGUUCAAUUUAAGACAUACGAAAGAAAUAGAAGAUACAGGUGAAUUAAGCACACAUGAGAUUCAAAACAUUUUAACAUUGAAUAAGGAUUAUUCAUCAUUGUACGAUUUGACAGAGGAUAAACCAACCAACAGUAAUUUGUUAUGCGGACUAUUUCGAGAUGAACAUGAGUUGAAAAAUUUACAAGAUAGGAAAACCCCACUGAAACAAUCACAUAUGUACAAAGAAUUGUGGAAACAUUUGGUUAAUUACAAAUAUAUAAAUGUUAUACAUAUACUUAAAGCAAAGUGCAGUUUGAAUACCUUGCUGUUAACUUAUUCCUUUUUUAACGUUUCUAAUUAUUAUGAUUGUAUGGAAGACAUAGUGAAGCACAUAAUUAAACAUGAAAUAUACACACUACUUAAUAAAAACAUUGACUAUCAUACUAAGAUGAAAGUAACUCAAGUUUUGGAUAAUGUGGCCACUUUGUUAUGUCUUCGAAGAUUUAAAUUGGCACCACUAAUUGAUAAAUAUAUAGAAUUAUGCUUUUCAAAAAUUGAAAAGGAAGAAAAGGAAAUUCUUUCCUAUACGCGACAGAAACAGAAAAAAGAUGAACAUGUGUAUGAAAACAGUUAUAAACAAAUAGAGAAGAAUUUAACAUCGGUAGAAUUAUCAUUUGGGAAAGUGGAAAGUAGUAAUAAUAUGCAUAAUGAAAAUGUUCCUCUUAUGAUGUUAAAAAAGGAGCAAAAUGGUUACUGCAAAAUUGAAAAGGAUAAGGAAAAAAGCACCAGUAUUGAAUCAAAUGAAAAGAAAGGGGCCAUAUCAAGAGGAGUAAAUAACAUUUUAGAAGUAGAUCAAACCGUGCUUGAAGAAGACAAUACAAUUAUUGAAGACAUAAAUACCAAAUUGGAUGAAAAAGAAUUCGUGAAUAUGAACAAUCUUAAUGAUGCAGAUGAUGAUGUAUUGUGCUUAAAUAUAGAUGAAAAAAAAGAAUUCUCUAUUUUAAAAAAAAUAAAUGAAUAUAUAUAUAUAUAUUUGGAAAUGUUAAUAAACGACUUGGUAAAUAUACCCCAUAAGGAUUUAAAUGAUGGAAUACGAUUAAUAUUUUAUUUGAUACAUGACGAAAUAGAUGGAAUGAAUAAGAAUUUAAUGAUGAAUGAAAAGAAAUACAGUAUACAUACCUUAUCCUUAUGUUUAGACUUAUUCCUAAACUCUGUGUUAUAUCCAUAUAUUUUUUAUGUACACGAGGAAAAUGUGAAUGCACAGAUACGGACAAAUUACAUGCUUUAUCAAAAGGUGGUGAUUAUGUUUGGUCAAAUCUUACGAGAAAUUUCUAUAUACAUUUUUCAAAUUUACAAUUUGGGCAUGUACGACAAUAAUUUGAAGGCUUUUAUAAAUAAUAUUAAGGAUAAUAAAAUACUCCUAGAUAAAGCAACCAAUGAGAAGAUGUUUUUCCUCGACGUUUCUCAGAAGCUUUUCAAAUGGAUCAUCAAAAAUUUGGAGUCGCCUAGGUUCUAUUCCCCUAUGAAGUGGAAUUCUAGUGAGACGGUGGAAAAAAGUUACGAGCGCAUAAUCAAUGAAAUAGUUAGUAUUGACAAAUCGUCAGCAAAUAAUUGCAUAAAUGAAAAUGUGGAUUAUAACGUCUUAUUCAGCACAUCGAAUUUUAAGGAGAUAUUGUCUCUUUGCUACUCUAUACAAAACAGUUGCACAUGA